ACGACACAUGGCCCGUUGUACCGGAAGAGUUGAAAUUCAAGUAGUGUUUCACUUUCAUUUCAGAUAUUUUUAUGUGAAAUAUAGCAAAAUAAGUUAUAUAGCGUAUAAUAUUUAAUAUAUAUAUAAUACUGGGCCACCACCAUGAACAGUUGCUGCUUCAUCUGUGUAUUUGCAGUGCUGAUAACCAAAGUGUGUCUGCAGGUCACAGUACAGGCUGUUAUUGGUGGUUCUGUUCUCCUGCCGUGUUCUUCAACUGAAGAUAAUAAUAAAAUUGAAAGCAUUGAUGUGAGCUGGAGACACAAUGGUAGCAAAGCUGUAUUUGAUAUAAUUCCACACAGUACUGCACCAGUGACACAGGACCCAGAUAACAAGAACAGAGUUGAAACUUUCCCUCUGGAGUAUCUGAAAGGAAAUUUCUCCAUUAAACUCAACAAUCUUCAACACACUGAUGCAGGACAAUACAUCUGCUACAUCACACACUCAUCUGAAUAUCAUACUGUACAGCUGAUCAUCAACGAAUCAAUAUCCACCGAUCAAGGAAACCAAGGAGAAAUGGAACAGGAGGAAAUGAGGUUAUCACUGCCUUUGCUUUUGGUUUGCAUUAUGUUACCUGUGAUGUUAUUGAUAGUGGUUAUUAUUUUGAUUUUAGUUUUCAGGGCAAAAAAGUGUUCAAUCAGCCACAAGGCAGCUGGAAAUGGCGUGGUUUCGGCCACUCGUGACGUUGUGAGCUCUAGCACACAAUAUGAUCCAGUAAAGACUGAUAAUCAUGAUGAAUCAGUUGAUAAAUGAAAAUCUGUACUUUCCUGCAGCAACUGCAUGAGCUUUUGCAUUUAACAUGGAGUCAGAGGAUGAAGUUGGUGCUUUCUUUAUUGCUGUAGUAGCUUGGGAUAGAAAAAUAAAUAAAAAGACGAGUAUCAAAGGAAUUGUUUGAAGAACAGAAAACGUUUGUGUUUCUGUGUCUUCCUUUUAUGCACAUUAUAAGGCUACCUAGCAAUCUAUAGUGGCAAGUGACAUGGUCGUUCAUGGUUUUGGAAUUCAAGUAAAUUCCCAAAAAUGAUCAGGAGCUCUACUGUAAUUAUAUUAUAUUAUAAGAGUUUCCAGGCACAAAGGGAAAGCAACAGUAACUAUAGUGAAACACAAAUCACUAUUUAUGCACCAUAUAAACUACUUACCUGGUCAUAAGACAUUUCGUGAAUAUCCAUCUUUAUUUCAUUAUUUACUUAUUUAUUCCUUUUAAGAUGUUUGAUGUUGUUAGCAACAUUUGCACUGAUAAGACAAUCACCUGUAGCCAUGAGCUCAGUUUUCGCCUUAAAAGAAAAAAGUCACUAU
This is a messenger RNA of Labeo rohita (rohu), 1329 nucleotides long. RefSeq names its product CXADR-like membrane protein. The record is from RefSeq and is a predicted model, not a curated record. NCBI's taxonomy places the organism in Eukaryota, Metazoa, Chordata, Actinopteri, Cypriniformes, Cyprinidae. The transcript has 4 exons. Gene Ontology annotation, cellular component: external side of plasma membrane. Gene Ontology annotation, biological process: T cell costimulation; cell surface receptor signaling pathway; positive regulation of T cell proliferation. The coding region runs from base 142 to 789 and encodes 215 amino acids.